AUGGGAGAAAAUCAAACAUCCAUCGCGGAAUUCAUCCUCCUGGGAUUUGGGGAUCUCCCUCAACUGAAGACCCUUCUCUUCCUGCUGUUUCUAGUGAUCUACAUUGUGACCGUGGCCGGGAACAUUCUCAUUGUGGCCCUAGUUGUGACUGAUCGGCAGCUUCACACCCCUAUGUACUUCUUCCUGGGGAACUUGUCCUGCUUGGAGACCUGCUACACCUCCACCAUACUUCCCAGGGUGCUGGGCAGUCUCCUGACUGGGGACAGAACCAUUUCUGUGAGAGAUUGCAUUAUACAAUUUUAUAUUUUUGGCUCUCUGGCAGCCACAGAAUGUUGUCUCUUAUCUGUGAUGUCCUAUGAUCGGUAUUUAGCAAUAUGCAAACCACUGCAUUAUGCAGCCCUUACAAAUGGCAGGUUCUGCACCAAGCUAGUGGCUGGGUCUUGGAUAGGUGGAUUUAUGUCUGUGGCCAUCAUAAUAUUUAUGAUUUCACAAUUAACAUUCUGUGGCCCCAAUGAAAUUGAUCAUUUCUUUUGUGAUUUAAGCCCAAUAAUAAAGCUAUCCUGCAGUGACAUCUGCGUGUUGGAAGUUACAGCUGUCAUUUUCUCCUCGAUGUUUACUUUGCCACCAUUUGCGUUAACCCUGGCAUCCUAUGUUCACAUCAUCUCCACCAUCCUGAGAAUCCCAUCCACCACGGGGCGGCAAAAGGCCUUUUCCACCUGCUCCUCCCACCUCAUUGUGGUGACAAUUUUCUAUGGAACUCUAGUCAUCGUCUACAUGCUACCAAAAACCGACACACUGAGAAGCCUCAACAAGGUGUUUUCUGUCUUCUACACAGUCCUGACUCCAAUCGUUAAUCCCCUCAUCUACAGCCUGAGGAACAAAGAGGUGAAGGAGGCCCUGAGGAAAGCUCACAGUAAAUUGCUGUCUUCACCACAAAUAUUUACAAAAUCGAAGGUGAUGUUUCUAGGUUAA
This is a messenger RNA of Emys orbicularis (European pond turtle), 972 nucleotides long. RefSeq names its product olfactory receptor 11A1-like. Gene Ontology annotation, molecular function: G protein-coupled receptor activity; olfactory receptor activity; odorant binding. Gene Ontology annotation, biological process: G protein-coupled receptor signaling pathway. Gene Ontology annotation, cellular component: membrane. The record is from RefSeq and is a predicted model, not a curated record. Lineage: Eukaryota; Metazoa; Chordata; Testudines; Emydidae. The coding region runs from base 1 to 972 and encodes 323 amino acids. The transcript has a single exon.